This is a messenger RNA of Sparassis crispa, 1488 nucleotides long. RefSeq lists its product as hypothetical. The record is from RefSeq and is a predicted model, not a curated record. NCBI's taxonomy places the organism in Eukaryota, Fungi, Basidiomycota, Agaricomycetes, Polyporales, Sparassidaceae. The coding region runs from base 1 to 1488 and encodes 495 amino acids. The transcript has 4 exons.
AUGAGUGAGACGGCAGCGUCUGCACCGAGUUAUGAGGAUGGUUUGUUGUCGUUGUCGUUGGCGGCCGCCAGUGCAACACCCAUCGUCAUAUCUCGCGAGCCUUCGCAGGACAGCAGCUCCUUCAUGCCUGGCAAUUUCAACGGACCUAGCAGCUUGACCAGUGGAAGCAGCACGAUAAAGCCGCAUCCUCUUCACAAGCACCGCAGGCUCUCUUCGACCGGCCAGGCAAGAAGGAGGUUGAGUGACGCGCGGGAGGCAACGAGCCGACCUUCAGCCGUUACCAUACAAACAGCGGCUGCUGCGCUGUCCUCGCUAGCCACGCUCUCACUCUCAGCGUCUCCUCCUCCACAGGGUAUCUCUAAGACCUCCCCGUUCGUCUCUGUCCCUGGGCACGUCCAGUCAGCACCUUCGCAGCUUGUUCCAAUAGCCCCCAACGGUACCGAGGUCGAAGCCCAUGACGACGAUUUGGACUUGGGAGACGCAUUCGAUUCUGGACAAGUCAAGACGGAGAUUAACGGCCCCGGAAUUAGCGUUACGAGUUCGAAGUCGGCCAAUGGCAAGAAGAGAGGUACGAUCUUCAAGUGUGAGAGUUGCUCUAAGGUGUACCGCCAUCCAUCUUGCCUGAUCAAACACCGUUGGGAACACUCGCCGCACUGGCGGGAGGCUUCGAAGUUUUUGCUCAGCAAGCAUCAGCAGGUGCAGCUUCUAGAGGCUGCAGCAAUUCUUUCACACCUCUCUCCGUCUGCAAGAGGGGGGACUUCUUUACCAGAAGACCGCUCCUUAUGGCCGUCCUACCUCUCCGGAGGUCUUCUCCCGCCGCCUAACACAGCCAACACUUCCAGUGGACCUGCCGCGAAUCCUGCCUUGUUAACUUCUAGUUCCGUGCCCGCCAACUCAGUGCUCAGCUCAUCUGUGCGUCCUUUGUCUGCGGGUUCGCGCCCACGCAUGCACCACUACGCGAUUUCGGAUGCUGGCGGUAUCACCCAUUUCCGCCCUGGUGUGGUCGGUGUCCCCACGGGACCCAGUGCCUCACCUGAGCCCGAACAUGUUUCCACAGGUCAGCGUUCCGUACCUGUCCCUGUCCCCAGAACGGACUCUGCCUAUCGCGAACAAGGCAUGGGAUUCAGCUUCGUCAGUGGUCUUUCGGACGUGUGGAGCUCCCCGGUGUCGGUCGGCUUCGCACAGUCGUCGUUCCGGUCGUCGUCCGUGUCGAUGUCGGCAUCCGAGGUGGUGCAGUCGUACUCGGGAUCGACUGGCGGGUGGUCUCUCCCACGUUCGUCUGUGCGCUCUGGCUCGCGCUCGCGCAGCGGGUCGGCGUCGGAGAGCGACUUCGUCGACGUGGACGGGGACGAGGAACUUGGCGGCCGCCGAUUCGGGUUCACGUCGCGUUCGUGGAAGAGGGACGAGCCCUACUCGCGAUCGGUCAGCGUCGGGCAGGAUAAGAUCGAGGAGGAGUGGGACGGCAUGGAGAUGGAGAUGGAGAUGUAG